CAACGACGACGACGACGAGCAACGACAAGCAGUAACUCAUACCGCACGCACAUCGAUACACACAUCCUACAAUGGCGCCCACCAAGCCUGACAACUCCAAGGCUGCCCACGCCAAGCCGGAUGCCCAUCAGACCCAGACCGACGCACAAAAGUGGGCCGAGCAGCACGGCGCGGCGGCCAAGCAGCCGCCGUGCCGCCUGUUCGCGAUCACGCAGUUCGAGUGCACGGCCACGAUGAAAAUCGAGUGCUUUCCGCUCGAGCGCAUCUUCCGCCAAUGCGGCAGUGGCCCAGCAGUCGAGGUCACGAACCACCUCACGGAGCAAGACGGCGUCGCCGUCGUCCAGCCGGCCUUCAUCGCCCACCCUCCCAAAGGAAAGGACUUUGACUUCAGGCUGUACAAGUGAGCUGCAGAGGGCGGCUGUCUUUGCGGGCCUUGGCGCCCGUCACCCGCGGUAGAGAACCCAGUAAGCCGCCGGCGCCACCCAGCGAGCGAUCGCAAGGUGCAAGGUGUGCCCCAAUGCGCCGCUUUCGCCUCUCUCUCUCUCUGUGCAUAUCGAGCCGAGCGAGAGGGCGCGCUCAAGGGCAAGCGAUCGCCUCGUCAAUGUUCGCUGUCGUCUGUCAGAUCGCCAGACGCAUCAGACUACAGUCCCCUCCCAUCAGACUGCUCAGGCUCGCCGGCCGGCACCGGGACGGGAGCUCCCGCCUCCGUCUUCCGAGAUGCGACUGCCAAUCAUGCACGACAAUGACGCGCACCCCCGUGCCUGCGAGUUGUGGUUACGUAGUACCGUCCAUAGGCGGAGUAGUCGAGUGCGGGAUGAUAUUUUUUACUGGUG
Molecule: messenger RNA, 833 nt
Organism: Vanrija pseudolonga
Lineage: Eukaryota; Fungi; Basidiomycota; Tremellomycetes; Trichosporonales; Trichosporonaceae
Exons: 3
Coding region: 72-404 (110 amino acids)
Cellular component (GO): mitochondrial inner membrane peptidase complex
Source: RefSeq, a predicted model, not a curated record